AUGCCCAACGUCGUCGUCGUUACCACCGAAUCGGACGACGACGACGACGACGCCAUCUGGAUACCGCCUGAUGAGGCAGCUGCUGCAGACAGCAUGGAAUUGGAAGAUGAUGAGCCCACCUGUUACGAUGCCCGAGCCGGAGGUAGUACAUCCUACUGCACAGAUGAGGAUGACGGAUCCGAUGAUGACGAUGAUGCUACCACCAGCAGCAGUAUCAGGUGGUGCCAUGCUGAUCAGUCCUCCACCAACGCCGCCCUUGCUGCCGACAGGGAGGAACGGCAGAAAGCCAUGCUGAGAGCCAUGAACGGGCAGCUCAGGAUGCUCGCCGCUCGCUUUCUAGAGUCGGCUGGCAUUGGCAUUGACACCACCAGCAACAGCAACAGCAACAGCUGCUGCUGGCUUGACAUCGUCACCUCCCUCUCCUGGGAAGCUGCCCUUGUGAUCAAGCCUGAUGUUGGCACUGCUGUAGGCAACCAAAUGGACCCUUCCUCUUACAUCAAGGUCAAGUGCCUAGCAUCUGGUACACCCCGCCAAUGUGAGGUCGUCAAGGGCUUAGUCUUCAGGAAGAAUGUGGCUCAUAAGCACAUGCCCAGCAAAUGUCGCAAUCCCAGGCUGCUGCUGCUUAGUGGAGUCCUCGGCCAUUCCCAUGUUGGCUUCUCAUCAUUCAGUUCCAUAGAGCAGGAGAAAGACCAUCUAGACAAGUCUGUCUGCAAAAUGAUGGAGAUUUGCCGCCCAGAUGUCAUCAUGGUCGAGAAAACGGUUUCACGCGACAUACAGGAGCUUCUUCUCAAGGAAGGUGUCACUCUAGUGCUUGACAUGAAGCUCAACCGGCUGCAGAGGAUUGCUCGCUGUUCUGGCGCUCCCAUACUCUCGUUUUCAGAGGUUCUCAGCAAGCCAAAGUUGAAGCAGUGUGACUACUUCCACAUUGAAAAAGUGACGGAGGAGCACAACCUUACCUGCAGCACUGGAGUUGGAAAGAGGCCAUCUAAAACAUUAAUGUUCCUGGAAGGCUUUCACAAGCCAUUGGGAUGCACGAUAUUGCUUAGGGGAGCAAAUACUGAAGAACUGAAGAAAAUCAAGCAAGUCAUGAACUACACAGUGUUUGCAGCAUACCGCCUCGUUCUUGAGACGUCCUUCUUCGAAGAUCAGAAACUAAUCUUGAACAAUAAGAAUUCUUCCAAAGAAGAAGUUUCUGUCACUAGGAGGGCGGGACCAUCGUCACUAGGAUCAGUACAGGAAUCUACUGAUGGGGUGCCAGUUACCAUUUCUUCUACAUAUUUCAAUGCUCUAAAUUCACUCGAGAAGAACUUCCCUAAUCAAGCACUCCUUCUGAAGGACUAG
This is a messenger RNA of Miscanthus lutarioriparius, 1341 nucleotides long. The record is from the annotation of a GenBank genome assembly. Lineage: Eukaryota; Viridiplantae; Streptophyta; Magnoliopsida; Poales; Poaceae.